AUGGGUAGACGACGAGUGUGGACCAUCGUCGUGACGCUGGCGCUCCUACUGGCACUAAGAAGGCGCGAUGCGUCUACUUCGGCUUUCCAGAUGCUCCGUCUCAAGAAGCUCGCCAAGCUCGCCAUCAUCAGCAGGGCUCUAGCGCCUCAGAUUGUUCCAAUCCCCGUGCCUUAUGGAGGACACGCUCCUGUCUACUAUCCUCCACCACCACCGCCGCCGCCGCCACCCCCACAACAGCACUACCAGCAGCACUACGCACCACCACAAGUGCAUCCACAUCCAGUGCCCAUUCCUGUUCCCGUGCCUGUGCCCGUGCACCACCACCAUCACAUUGUGACUCACUCGACCGGACACGCGACUCACUUGACCCAAGAUGGAAGCUGGUGA
Rhipicephalus microplus (southern cattle tick) is the source of this 387-nucleotide messenger RNA. RefSeq names its product extensin-1-like. NCBI's taxonomy places the organism in Eukaryota, Metazoa, Arthropoda, Arachnida, Ixodida, Ixodidae. The record is from RefSeq and is a predicted model, not a curated record.